AUGACGAAAAGGCUUCCUCUCAGUUGUGAAAACUGCCGACGGAGAAAGAUACGCUGUCUGGGAUCGGGUGUACCAUGCGAUACCUGCCGCAAGCGUGGAGUGGCGUCGUCAUGUCAGUUCAAACGCGACAUUGAACAAAAUCCUCAACGACCUGAGAUCAACCAAGACGUCCUUCUUCGGCGGAUAUCAGACUUGGAAAGUCUAUUGAUUCGAAAUAUUGAGUUGGCCUCGACCUCAAAUGGUCAACAUGAUCACGCUCUCCGAUCGCCCAUAUCACAGAAUGAUCUCCCUUCGCUUCACAACGAACCAUUUGAAAUCACCGUCUCGAGCUCUGGGGAUGAUCCCUAUUCGGAAUGCAAUAAUUUCGAGCUACAGCGUACAGAAGUCGGCAGUAUCGUUCCAUCCUCGUCGGGCCACGUUCGAUAUAUUCCUUACAGCACAUCUUGCGACUCUGAUGUUUUUCAUUCGCUGCAAACCAGAUCUCAACUUGAACCACCGUCUGGUGCCCUUUUAUUCACCGAUAAUAUCCCCAAUACACAGUCGCUUAUAGAUAUGCUACCUCCGUUCCGGCAUUGUGAUGAGCUUCUCACCAUCUUUCUCAACGUGUUCUCCCCCCUCUUCCAUAUCCUACACGAUGGGGUCUUCCAAUCAAACUACACCAGUUUUAAGAGUAACCCUCGAGCCGCUCCCACGUCUUUCAUCGGGUUGAUAUUCGUGUGCUUGGGGCUGGCUGUGACUGCCAUCGACAAAGAAAGUCCCAUCCUAACAGAUUUGGGUCGAGAGCCAUCCCCUGCAGAAAAUGUGAGAUUGUUGUCAACAAAGUACCGUGAGGCAGCGAUGAAAUGCUUAGCCGCGGACAAUUUCAUGUGGCAACACAACUUGCACACUCUACAGUGUCUCAUUCUGCUCAUAUAUGCCAUCAACCAUGCCCAGGGACCAGCCUGGGCUCUGCUUGGAACAACACUCAAUAUUGCCAUCGCCAUUGGGUGCCACGUUGAUCCUGCACUCUUGAAGCUGCCUGCUGUUGAGGUUCAAGAGAGGCGACGAGCCUGGGCAGGAUUGAUGAUGCUUCAUACCAUUCAAAACACCUGCUUGGGCAACCUGGCCCCAUUCCAAGUCAAUAAUAACGUCCAAUUGCCUGCAGACGUUGAAGAUGAGGAUAUUGUCUCUGAGGCAUUGCACGAAGUCAUGCAUGGGGGCGAACCGCUUCCGGUGCCACAUAAGCCGACGAAAAUGUCAUACAUUCUGUUCAAAUUCCGUCUGUAUUCGCUAGCAUCGGAUAUCUGCGCUUUGAGUAUAAAGGGGACCACGGCUCCCCCGGGCAAAAUCAAUGCGUUGGACAAUCAGCUCCAGACUGAACUGCAAGCCCAGGCAGCGCGCUUCUGUGAGCAACUUGAUCUGCCAACAUACCAUCAAGCCCAUUCGUUGAUUCUCAACAACUACACAAACCAUUUGGUGCUCCUCUUGCAUAGAAUCUGCCUCUUCAGAACGGAGAAACCCGGGGAGAGGAGUCUCACAUCAAGCCCUCACAAGUGUGAAACGGCUGCUCUUGCAAUCCUUUCAAACUAUGAAGAACUCAACUCGCGGGACGAAUUCAAACCAUACAGCUGGUAUAUCAAUGGUCUCGGGUCAUUCCACGCCUUUCUAGCAGUAUCAACCCUGCUGGUUCUACUAGGAAAGAUCCGAACUUCGCACAGUCCAAAACAUGUCAUAUUGCAAGCUGUGCAAAAUUGCCUCAGGCGAUUCCACGAAAAUGCACCAUACAGCGAUAUAUGUAACCACGCUUGCUCGAUAUUGGACGCAUUGAUGUUAGGAGAACCUUCUCACCUCACUCAAGUCUUCCCUAAUUCAGAGGAUGCAAGUGAUUGGGGGAGCACAGGCGGGUUUGGGUCGGGGACUGAGCCCAUGACCGUGGAUACCAGCUGUGUAUCCGAUACAUCUGACCCAAGCUUGUGGGCAUUACCAGAAAGCUUUGAGGAAAUCGUGGCGAAAAUACCAUGUGAGCAAUGGCUUUCUCCAGCAGCCUUUCCCUGGGCAGAUCGAUGCCAGAUCUAG
Molecule: messenger RNA, 2055 nt
Organism: Penicillium salamii
Lineage: Eukaryota; Fungi; Ascomycota; Eurotiomycetes; Eurotiales; Aspergillaceae
Source: the annotation of a GenBank genome assembly